GAAUUAUAGCAUGCUAACACAUGGCCCCACCAUUAGCCAAUCGUUGCAUAGUAAUAUAGUAUUAAUCUACGUCCAAUAGUCCAAGUAGCUAGCAAAUCAUAAUCUUAAGAAAAAAGAUAGUUUUUAUUUUCGUUUCUUUCCCUAUAUUUUCCUUACUUGCUUGCUUCAAUAUAUAAAAAAGGUAACACACCUAUUCAAGAAUAUCAAGAGUAAAUUGCAAUAUACUAAAAAAAAAAUAUCAAAAAAAAAAAAAAAACCUUUUCAACGCAAUUCUCUUGAAAUAAUGCAUGCUAGCACCAUGUGCUCAUAUUAAAUUAUCAACAUUUUCCUUCACUUUAGCUUUUUAUGUAUAUAAUUUCUUGCUUAUAUAUAUAUAUACAUAAUCUCAAUCUAUAUAUAUGUAUGUACUUUACAAUAUACACACCUUAAUUAUAUUCAUUACUCAUAGUUACAAAGAAAUUUUAUCAUUUUAUCAUAAAGUACAAAAGCUUAUUUCAAAGAAAAAUGGAUUAUGACUUUUCUUCUUCUAGCAAAAUCCUAGGAAGGCAAUCAACGGUAGGCUCAUGCUCUUCUAGGCUCUACUACGGGCGGCCCCUGGAAGGGAAGGCUUUCGUGUGGGAGGCUCAGCCAGGGAAGCCCAUCACACCACCACCGGAUGAUAUCUUACCACCCCUUAGCCCACCACCCGCAGUGCUAUCAAUGAACCUUCCGAAACCCUACUUCAAUGUCGAAGAUGAUGAGCCUAAGGCGAAAAAGUGGUCUAGUGCAUGGCUAGUGAAGAAACUCAAGAAAACUAUGGCAGGUCAUUACAACUAUAAAGUUGUAGGAAUUAUUCCUAGAAAGAUUAUCUUUUAUAAUGAAAGGAAACACCAUCAUGAACAAGAACAACGAAAUUUCGAGUCACAAAGGUAUGGUCAUAGUGAAUCAGCUCGUUAUUCGAGCUCUUCGUUUGCAUCAACGUUGACAUCUUCAUCAGCUAAUUCGUUUAGGGAUGAUAGAACUUCAAGCAACGUUAAUAAUCUAAGUACUAAGGCUUUGUUUCGUGGGAAGGCGUUUACUUGUAACCCUAAGGGAUUGAGUGACAUAGUUGUAUUUUUAGGUAAAAAGUCUUGAUUAAUUGUUUUAACCUCCUUUUUUAUGUUUUGAGAUGUUUUUUUAGCUUGAAACUUGUGUCAUGCAAUAUGGUAUUUAACGUAGAGUUUCUAAUUAAUUUAAACAUUUGGUAAUCUUUGUGUUUGCUUCUUUGAUUCAUGUAAUUUGUGAUUAUGAGAUUAAUAUAUUUUCUAUAAUUCAUACUUGAUUCUUCAAUUUAACCUUAUUUCAAGUUAUCACUUAUGAGUGAUAUUAUGGAGAGUGGGAUUAGGUGCAAG
This is a messenger RNA of Chenopodium quinoa (quinoa), 1370 nucleotides long. RefSeq lists its product as uncharacterized. The record is from RefSeq and is a predicted model, not a curated record. The transcript has a single exon. The coding region runs from base 505 to 1113 and encodes 202 amino acids. NCBI's taxonomy places the organism in Eukaryota, Viridiplantae, Streptophyta, Magnoliopsida, Caryophyllales, Amaranthaceae.